AUGAGCUUCCGCAACGUGUUUGUGUUGUCUGUUGUGUUCGUGGCCAUCGCCUGCCUGGCGGCCUCGAGCUUCCCCACGGCCGCGGGCCAGUCGAGCAGCUGCUACGCGCCCACUGCGCUCAACUUCACCUCCGAGGCCGGCAAGCUCUGGGUCAACGGCCAGCGGUUCAAGCUCAAGGGCGUGUCGUGGUUCGGCUUCGAGACGGCGGCCUGCACCGUGCACGGGCUGUGGGCCAACUCCUACACCUUCUUCCUCGACUUCCUGGCCGCGCAGGGCUUCAACACCAUCCGCCUGCCGUUCCACCUCGAGCUGGUCCUCAACGACAAGUCGCCCAACGGCAUCAACUACGGCGCCGGCUCCAACGCCGACCUGCAGGGCCUCAACUCGCUCCAGGUCAUGGACAAGAUCGUCCAGGCCGCCGCCGCCCGCGGGCUGCUCAUCAUGUUCGACCUCCACUCCUUCGCGCCCGACCAGUUCAUGGCCGACGGCAUGUGGUACAACGCCGCCAACCCCGAGUCCAAGGUCAUCUCGGGCUGGACCAAGCUGCUCCAGCGCUACAAGAACCAGUGGAACGUCAUCGCGGCCGACCUCAAGAACGAGCCGCACACCUCGACCUGGGGCACCGGCAACUCGGCCACCGACUGGAACCUGGGCGCCGCGCGCCUGGCCAACGCCAUCGCCAGCGGCGUGAGCGACCGCUUCCUCAUGUUCGUCGAGGGCGUGGCCAACUCGCCGCCGUGCCGCGAGAACUGCUUCUGGGGCGAGAACCUGACCGGCGCCCGCACCAACCCCGUCGUGAUCGCCAACCCGGCCAAGCUGGUCUACUCCCCGCACGUCUACGGCCCCAACGUGUUCGGCCAGUCCUACUUCUCGGCCGGCAACUUCCCCGCCAACAUGCCCGCCAUCUGGGAGGACCACUGGGGCUUCAUCCCCGCCGCCACCGGCCGCGCCUUCGUCAUCGGCGAGUGGGGCGGCCCCUUCAGCGGCAAGGACCAGGUGUGGAUGGACGCCCUCGUGGCCUACCUCAAGUCCAAGGACUCGACCGACCAGUUCUUCUGGUGCCUCAACCCCAACUCGGGCGACACCGGCGGCCUCCUGCAGAACGACUGGGCCUCGCCCGAGACCGGCAAGCUCGCCCUGCUGGCCAACCUCGUCUCGGCCCCGACCAAGUUCUCGGUCAACGCCCAGGGCCAGGUCUGCCUCAACGGCGCCACCGGCCCCGCCCAGCCCUCGGCCUCGCCCGCCGCGCCCUCGCAGCCCUCCGCCUCGCCCGCCGCGCCCGCCCAGCCGUCGGCUUCGCCCGCCGCCCCCGCCCAGCCCUCGGCCUCGGCCUCGCCCGCCGCGCAGACCACCCACGCCCCGGUCGGUUCGGUCACUUUCCAGUCCGGCUCGAGCGCCUGGUGGAUGGCGGUGUCGAUCCCCGGCUCGACGUCGGCCAAGGUGGACUGCGGCAACGGCCAGGGCCUGGCGGACAUGACCCCCGGCUGGGCCACCGGCCUCUGGACCUUCUCGCCCGCCAACGGCACCCCGUGCAAGUCGACCCUCCAGUUCGUCAUCAACGGCGCCGCCGCCCAGUCCGUCACCGCUCCCUGGUAA
Acanthamoeba castellanii str. Neff is the source of this 1596-nucleotide messenger RNA. RefSeq names its product glycoside hydrolase family protein. The record is from RefSeq and is a predicted model, not a curated record. Gene Ontology annotation, biological process: carbohydrate metabolic process. Bases 1 to 1596 code for a protein of 531 amino acids. The transcript has a single exon. Gene Ontology annotation, molecular function: hydrolase activity, hydrolyzing O-glycosyl compounds. NCBI's taxonomy places the organism in Eukaryota, Discosea, Longamoebia, Acanthamoebidae.